Dichomitus squalens LYAD-421 SS1 is the source of this 2240-nucleotide messenger RNA. Its product is annotated as cytochrome P450. Gene Ontology annotation, molecular function: oxidoreductase activity, acting on paired donors, with incorporation or reduction of molecular oxygen; monooxygenase activity; heme binding. Lineage: Eukaryota; Fungi; Basidiomycota; Agaricomycetes; Polyporales; Polyporaceae. Bases 475 to 2010 code for a protein of 511 amino acids. The record is from RefSeq and is a predicted model, not a curated record. The transcript has 9 exons.
GCGCACUCUCACGGACGAGCUUCAAAUCGAAGGACAUUCUUGGCCGAUCUGAUCUUGGGUGCGCCUAAAGGGAGAAGGCGGAUGAGCGUCGAUUCGGACUAGCCCCCUCAUUGAUGUCGACCUUACUGAAAGAUCUUUGGACUUCACAACUGCUUCUGGUUUCCCCCAAACGACGAAGCCACGGAGACACGUUGCCAUAUGAGGAGCAUCAGAAAGCUCCGCGGCUCACUCGUGCGGCGCAGGUACACUUCUGAUCUCCUCAGGCCGAGUACUAAGCAUGCAAUCUCUAGCUUCUGGCAGCUCCAAUACAGCCAAGAUUCUAAUGGCCGGCCGCGAAGCGAGCGCAUUCUGCUCCUUGGUCGCUAGUCAGGGCUAUAUAAUGGGGGCGUACCUCCGCGGACCUACCAAACCCUCUCCGACCCCUUCCUCUCUUUCUCGGGCUUGUGUACUAUUACCCCUGCUUCUCUCCUCGACAUGGCCUACUCGCCGACUUUCCUCGAUGCCGCCGCCAUCGUCGUGGCGUUCGUCAUCCUCAACCGCCUCUUCGCCAAGAAGCCGGCGGGUCCUCUUCCUCCUGGCCCCAAGGGUCUCCCGCUCAUCGGCAACAUGUUGGACAUGCCCACCAGCCAUGAGUGGAAAACGUUCACACAGUGGGGCCAGCGCUGGGGCGGUAUCGUCUCUGUCACUAUGCUGGGACAGCCCUAUGUCAUCCUGAACUCGGCCAAGCACGCCAACGACAUGCUCGAGAAGAAGAGCUCCAUCUACUCUUCGAGGCCCGUCAUUGCGGUCGGCGGCGAGCUCGUCGGCUGGAACCGCACCCUUGCCCUUCUGCCUUACGGCAACACGUUCCGGGAGUAUCGGCGCAUGAUAUUCCAGCUCAUCGGCAGCAAGAAGAACAUGGAACGUUUCGCGCCCCUGGUCGACUCGAAGACGCGCGACUUCAUUUCUGAAGUGUACCGUGAGCCUGAGGGUCUCCUCAAGCAUAUCCGGAAGUGCGCCGGCGCUAUCAUCUUGAUGAUGUCCCACGGAUACCAAAUCAAGGACGAGGAGGAUCCAUUCGUCGAGCUCGUCAACGAGGCCAUGGAGCAAUUCGCUAUUUGCACUGCUCCUGGCGCUUUCUUGGCUAACAUCUUCCCUGCGCUCGCCCACAUUCCGGCGUGGUUCCCGGGAGCCGGCUUCAAGAAGACCGCCGCCGCAUGGAGGAAGACGCUUGACCAGAUGUGUGAGGACCCGCACCAAUUUGUGAAGCAGCAGAUCGCUUCCGGCGCGAACGUCCCGAACUUCACAUCGAAGAACCUUGAGGGUGACAUUACCCCCGAGCGUGAGCUGAUCGUCAGGAACGCGGCGUCGUCCCUCUACGCUGGGGGUGCGGACACGACCGUGUCCGCGAUCAACACCUUCUUCCUUGCUAUGACUCUGUACCCCGAGAUUCAGGCCAAGGCACAGGCUGAGAUCGAGGCCGUCAUUGGAAACGACCGUCUCCCCACUGCGGAGGACCGCGAUAACCUUCCCUACGUCAACGCGGUGUUCCUCGAGACCCUCCGCUGGAAUAAUGUCGCUCCGCUUGGCAUCCCCCAUCGUCUCAUCGAAGACGACGUCCACGACGGCUACUACCUCCCCAAGGGGACGAUCGUCAUCGCUAACAUCUGGCAGAUGCUCCAUGACCCAGAGACCUACCCUGACCCUGGCUCCUUCAACCCGGACCGCUUCCUGUCGUACCCCGGACACGAGCCGGAGUUGGACCCUCGUACCAUGGUCUUUGGUUUCGGUCGUCGUAUCUGCCCUGGUCUCCAGCUCGCCGACGCAUCUGUGUUCCUGUCCGUUGCCAUGUCGCUUGCGGUGUUCAACAUUGCCAAGGUCGUCGAGAAUGGCCAAGUCCUCGAACCUUCGACCGAUUACACCAGCGGGACCGUCAGCCAUCCUCCCCCAUACAAGUGCGACAUCAAGCCCCGGUCAGCCAAGGCCGAAGCGCUGUUGCAGCAAAUCCAGGAGCAGAAGCAUCAUGAUUAAGUUGUGCAUGCAUGCUCCCGCCAUCUGCCGUACCUGCUGUGAUUGCAGUCGGAUGUUUCCAGCGUUCAGUAGUACAGUCUGCAGUGACCUUGCCCCAAGCUCCCGAUCUUCUCUUUGUCGCAUUAGUUUCCUCUUAGAGUUCCCUAUAUGCUGCAUCUCCCCGUCUCUCGUUUACUUAGCAUCUCUCAUUGCAUCAGCUUCGUCAUGGCAAUCGAACAGAAUACAAUCUC